This is a messenger RNA of Rhododendron vialii, 1123 nucleotides long. RefSeq names its product membrane-anchored ubiquitin-fold protein 4-like. Gene Ontology annotation, molecular function: protein binding. The coding region runs from base 365 to 721 and encodes 118 amino acids. Lineage: Eukaryota; Viridiplantae; Streptophyta; Magnoliopsida; Ericales; Ericaceae. The transcript has 4 exons. The record is from RefSeq and is a predicted model, not a curated record.
AGAUUCGAAAAAUUACAAUUUCCCACGCGGCAAAAAUAACCGAACAAAUUACAGUAACCUUUUUUUCGAAAAGAAAAUUACUCCUCCAGCACCAGCGCCUUUAUUUUAUUAGGAAAAAAAACAGAAAUAGAGUAAAACAACAGUCACUGUCUAAGAUCGGGUCUAGGGUUCCUCAAAUUCUCUCUCUCUCUCUCUCUCUCUCUCUCUCUCUCUCUGCAGCCCAGAAUAAGCUCUGGAAUCAAACUCGUUCCAUAUCGGUCGCAGGUGUUGAAUUGGUGGGAAAGGUUUGGGUUCGAUUGGAGUUGGGGUUUCUUAGCUCGAUCGGAGGGUUCGGUGAUUUUGAGAAUUUUUGUGGUCGUUGCAAAUGCCGGACGAGGACUUGGUGGAGCUUAAGUUCCGAUUAUAUGAUGGGACCGACAUCGGUCCGUUUCAGUAUUCUCCGGCUUCUACCGUCGCGAUGCUUAAGGAGAGAGUCGUCGCCGAGUGGCCUAAAGAUAAGAAAAUUGCGCCCAAGGCCGCAAAUGAUGUCAAAUUGAUAAACGCUGGUAAGAUUCUGGAGAACAGCAAAACUGUUGGCCAAUGCAGAACACCUUUCGGAGAGCUUUCAAAUACUGUCAUCACUAUGCAUGUUGUGGUGCAGCCGACUUUAGCAAAAGCAAAAUCAGAAAAGAAAGUUGAUGAGGCUCCAAGGAAAACCAUGUGCAGAUGUUCGAUAUUGUGAGAAGAUAAAGGUUAUUCGGAAUUAAUCUCGUGGGGCUCUUGGGAUCACCUGGUCGGUUGAAUUGGGCAGUUGGAAAAGACAAUAAUUCCAAACAGUACCUUACCUCAUUCAUUUACAUGCUUGUUUGUUAUGAUGUAUUUGUCUUUUAUAAAUUCCUUUGUGUUUGUGUACAUUUGUAGCUGCAGGCCUUCCAUAUAGAAAUACAAGGCUAAUGGGGUUGAUAACCUCAAAAGGGCUUCUCAUUUAUAUGUCAGCAUCACGAGUCAAAUUUGGUCGGUAUGGCAGUGCUGCAAAAAUUGGACCUCUCUCUAUUAUGUAGAACAAAAUGAGUGGCCUGGUGCAUGCUUUUUUAAUUGUAUAAAUCUCAAGGUGUAUACCACAUGGAUUCAUGUUCUUUGCUUA